Messenger RNA from Protopterus annectens (West African lungfish), 2065 nucleotides. RefSeq names its product complement C1r subcomponent-like. Gene Ontology annotation, molecular function: serine-type endopeptidase activity; calcium ion binding. The transcript is spliced from 7 exons. Gene Ontology annotation, biological process: proteolysis; complement activation. Lineage: Eukaryota; Metazoa; Chordata; Ceratodontiformes; Protopteridae. The coding region runs from base 278 to 1837 and encodes 519 amino acids. The record is from RefSeq and is a predicted model, not a curated record. Gene Ontology annotation, cellular component: extracellular region.
CACUGUAUCAGAGGUGACAAAGUUCAUUUAGCAGAACCAACAGAUCACCUGUCCUACAUUUCUAAUAAAUGAUCUUGGUGGCAAAUGGACAGGAGGUGGUUAUCAAACAAAGAGCAGAAAAAAAGAUGGACAUGAAAAUGGAUGAAGUGCAUUAUCUUCCAGUACCUCCUUCAGUAAAUCAUUGAUUUCAGGCUAUGGUUUCUUCAACAACACAUUUUUUGUAGGUUAAACAUACAAGGUUUAAAUGUUUUUUGCUGAUCAUUUAUAGAAUUGUACAAUGUGGAUUCUAAUAGUUUUGCUGAUGAAUUGCCUCAUGUUGGCAGCAGAGGAUAUAGAAAAAUACUUUGGAGAACUUUCAUCCCCUGGCUAUCCUUUCAAGUAUCCCCCAGACACGAGAAUGACAUGGAAUAUAUCAGUACCUUCAGGGUUCACAAUCAAGAUUCAGUUUAUUGAUCUUCAUACUGAAGAAUCUGAGGAAUGCACAAGUGAUUUUGUGAUGCUCACGUCAGGCAGUGAACACAUAGUUACUCUUUGUGGAAGUACUGGCAUAUGGCUCGAAGGCCCUACCCUUCCAGCACUUGCAGAGUAUACAACACAGUCAAAUGCAAUGACUGUAAUUUUUCAAUCUGGUCAGAACAAUGAAUUCCCUUAUAGGGGGUUCAUUGCCUACUACACGGCUGAAGAUAUUGAUGAAUGCUCAGGGAAAAUUAAUAACCACUCUUCAUGCCAGCACUAUUGUCAUAAUUACCCAGGGGGAUUCAGAUGUUCCUGUUCCCCAGGGUACAGACUGGCAAGUGAUAAAAGAAGCUGCGAACACUUUCUCAAAAAUGUUUCUCUCUGCAGUGCACCAAAAGUUCUCCCAAAUGGAUACUUAGUCCACAGAUGGUCUAUGGAGAGUGGCACACAUGAGUCCAUCAUUCAAUACCACUGUAAUAAGCAUUAUGAGAUGGUGACAUACAAUGAUAAUAAUGGCAUAUAUACAUGUAGAGGUUCACAUCACUGGCAAGAUGUGAAUGGUUAUACCAAAAUUCCAGACUGCUUACCUAUAUGUGGGAAACCAGUACAUGCUAUAGAAAACUACAGACAGGUCCUGUCCAUGACAGAUGCCCCAGCAGAGAGUUUCCCUUGGCAAAGCAUGGUCAGAAUUGGAAGAAAACAGGGAGCAGGGACUUUAAUUAAUGACCAGUGGAUCCUAACAGCUGCGCAUAUAAUUUAUCCCAAAGGAUCAGUAUGGAACCCAAACAUCACUGCUGUACAGGACAUCAUUGUUCAUCUUGGCAAGAAUGACAUCGCUAACUUCACAAAGCCUUUAGAGGUCGAGAGUGUAUUUGUGAAUCCACACUUCAGGGAAAAUCCACAUAACUUUGACAGUGAUAUUGCAUUAAUUAAACUGAAACAAAAAGUUUUUCUGACUGACAACCUUUUGCCUAUAUGUCUUCCAUCCCCAUAUGAUGAACACUUUUAUGAGACUAACCAGGUGGGGUUUAUCAGCAGCUGGAGAAAACUAAAAAAUGAAAUCUCCACAAGUAAGUUAAAAUACAUUGGUCUCCCAAUCAUUAACCUGGGGAACUGCAGUAAUUUCCUCCAGUAUCAUAAGGCAGAAAGUACCAUUCUAGUGUUGAGUGAAGACAUGUUUUGUGCUGGUUUCAUGGAUGAAACAGUGGAUCCAUGUCAUUUCAAUGGAGGAACAGGUUUUAUAGUACAAGAAAAUGAUACUUGGGUGCUUGCAGGGAUUGUCUCCAAAGGUACAAACUGUGGAAAGCCUGGACAUUAUGGAUUAUUCACAAAAGUGUCACAAUACAUUAAUUGGAUAAGUGGAAUCAUUUCACGUAAUUAAGGUCUAAGUUAAUUGGCAGAAGAACAAUAUGCACUGUGUUGUUGUGGUCAUCUUUCAACUGUUUCAUGCCGUGUUUCUUAGUUUCAAAUAAUCUCUUUGAUUUAUUUAUGAAUUGUACAAAAUCAACUUAUAUGUAUCAUAAUAGAAUAUGUUUCUUGAGGUCACUAUAGUUGCUGGCAUUAACAUAUGAACCACCAGAGAAAUAAACUACUUUGCAUUUUUGUUUCA